This is a messenger RNA of Cynoglossus semilaevis (tongue sole), 618 nucleotides long. Its product is annotated as V-set and immunoglobulin domain-containing protein 10-like. The transcript has 4 exons. The record is from RefSeq and is a predicted model, not a curated record. The annotation marks the transcript as partial. Lineage: Eukaryota; Metazoa; Chordata; Actinopteri; Pleuronectiformes; Cynoglossidae.
AAACAGUUGUUAUGUUUCCCUGUUUUCCCAGAGCCCCCAUUCCCAGAAGGGCAGCCCAUAGCCACAGCAGUGGAGCGGGACAGAAUCACUCUGACCUGCUCCGAGAACAUGUCUGUGCCUCCAGCCAGCACCACCUGGAGAAAAGGACUGCACCAGGAGGUCAUCAUGCCCGGACCGAAGUACAUCCUGUCUGAAGAUGGGCCUGUUCUCACACUGACCAUCGUCAACAGCAAGGAGGACGAAGGAUUCUACUUCUGCCGCAGUGAGAACCCCCUUGACAUCACUGAGCUGGAAGUCUACCUGACUGUGAAAGCAGCCUCCUCCACCUACACAGGGGUCAUCAUCGGCGUCUUUAUAGCCGCUCUGAUCGUGGGGACGACCAUCAUCAUCGCCAAAACGGUGUACAAUAACAGACACAGGAUCUGCUUAGGUAAUGAGCGGAGCAGAGAGGAGCAGAGGUGGCGACUUCGGGCAAAUGGAAGACUGGAUCUGGUAGAAUCUGACGACGAGCAGAUCUUUCAUGACACUGUUCCUCGGUUGCCUCCAUUACCCAACGGUAACCAUACAACGCUAGUCCAGAUACAUCGGCUCUUCUCCAGUAGGAUUUAUGUUUAUUGA